AAUCUCCGCCCCCCCGUAGAGAGAUGCUUGUUCGCCGAUUCUCGAUACUUUACUUUUAUCCGGUGACUGCAGCGGACCGACGGGACACCGGGACGGACGACGACCGGCGAAGUCUCCGGUGACACGCGACGUCUCGAUUGUUGGAGGAAGAUGGUUCUGCGGCGCGUGGCGGUGGUCGGUGCCGGGGCGGCGGGUCUCUGCGCCGCCAGACACAUCCUGUCCCGCCUGGACCGCUUCGCCCCCCCAGUGGUGUUCGAGCUCGGCGACAAAGUCGGCGGCACCUGGUGUUACGAGGACCGGGUCAUGGGGGACGCCGGUAGACCGGCGGUUCACAGCAGCAUGUACAGAGACCUCAGGACCAACCUUCCCAAGGAGGUGAUGAUGUUCCCAGACUUCCCCUUUGAGUCCCAGCUGAGCAGCUUCCUGCCCCAUCAGGAGAUCCAGAGGUACCUGGAGAAGUACUGCCAGAAGUACAACGUCCUGCCCCACAUCCGGUUCAACACAAUGGUGGAUAAAGUGAAGCCUGUUGUCGCGGAGAAGGAGGAGGAGAAGGAGGAGAAGGAGGAGAAGGAGGAGGAGAGAGAGACGUGGGAAGUGACAUCAUCGGAUCUUUCAGGUCGUCAAAGAACAGAAACCUUCGACUCGGUCUUCGUCUGUUCGGGGCACUACUCCGAACCUCACAUCCCUCACAUCCCAGGGAUGGACCACUUCAAAGGCACGGUGCUCCACAGUCAUUCGUACAGGUGUGCCGAGCCGUUCGCGGGUCAGUCGGUGCUGGUUCUGGGAGCCAAAGCUUCAGGACUGGACAUCUCCAUCGAACUGGCCGGAGUCGGUGCUCAGGUGACUCUGAGUCACGGCCAGCCUCUCCUCACCUGUCCUCUACCUGUUGGGGUCCAUCAGUCCAGCCCCAUGGUGUCGGUGGACGAGGACGGCAGCCUUCGCCUCCAGGACGGCUCUGCGGUCGCCGCUGAGGUGCUGAUGUUCUGCACCGGCUACAAGUAUCGGUUCCCCUUCCUGGACGGGCCUCAGCUGGGCCUGCAGCUGGAGGACCACCUGCUGGCGCCGCUGUACCGUCACCUGAUGCCGCCGGCCUUCCCCUCGCUCUUCUUCAUCGGCAUGUGCAAGCUCAUCUGCCCCUUCCCCAACUUCCACUGUCAGGUGCAGUUCUCUCUGGCCGUGCUGGACGGCUCCGUCUCGUUGCCUCCGCGGGUCCAGAGGGAGGACGAGGCCCGGCGGGUGCUGCAGGAGAAGGAGGAGCAAGGCGUCGAGCGGCGCCACCUGCUGGUGUUGCAGGCGGAGCAGUGGGAGUACUGCGGGGCGCUGGCUCGCGCCGCCGGCUUCGCGCCGCUGCCGGCCGCCGUGCGCAGCCUGUACGAGGAGGUGUGGCUGCAGCGGAGAGAAGACUCGCAGAACUACCGGAGACGCAACUACCGGCUGGUCGGGGACGAGCGGUGGGAGCAGAUCGAUUGAUCGGCCGAGGAAUCAUCAUGAAUAUCAGCUUCGUACAAGAAAAUAAACACGUUUUAAGCAGA
Messenger RNA from Cyclopterus lumpus (lumpfish), 1532 nucleotides. RefSeq names its product flavin-containing monooxygenase FMO GS-OX5. NCBI's taxonomy places the organism in Eukaryota, Metazoa, Chordata, Actinopteri, Perciformes, Cyclopteridae. The transcript is spliced from 9 exons. Gene Ontology annotation, molecular function: NADP binding; flavin adenine dinucleotide binding; N,N-dimethylaniline monooxygenase activity. Bases 151 to 1470 code for a protein of 439 amino acids. The record is from RefSeq and is a predicted model, not a curated record.